AUGGGUGAGGUUCGACGGAGGGGUGUAGGAGGAGGUCAGGAAAGGGAAGCAGGCAGGAGGGUGGUGACUGAUGAUGAGGGUGGGUGGUGGGCACAGGGCGGAACGAGUGAGGCAGGCAACUGGACCACCAGGGGCCGUCCUUUCUGGCUGACAUUCGCAGGCCAAGCGGGCAGGAGGACUCAGCAGAUCAAGGCGAGGGAACUGCAGCGGCAGCAGAGGGCCCAGCAGAGGCAGCAGCUGAAGCAAGAGCUAGGUGGUCCCAUCCAGCCACCCCCACACCAGGCAACCCAGCAGGUCGUGACCCCGCAACAGCUGAACCAGCAACCGCAGCAGCAGCAGGGGAGAGAGGACCCAAUGCAGCAGGAUGAGCAACAAUUGCCCGUGCUUCCUGGAAUGCAACAGCAGCAGCAGCAAGCACAGAGCCUUCACCAGCAGCAGCAGCAGCAGCAGCAGCAGCAGCAGCAGUCGCAAAUGCAGCCCCCCUCACAGCAGCCGCAGCAGCAAGCAGCGUCGCAGCCAACCCCCCCGCCACCGCCACCACAACCCGCAAACCCCUCCCAGCAGCAGCAGCAACAGCUGCAGCAGCUACAAUUACAGCAACUUCAAAUGCAGCUACAGCAACGGCAGCUGCAGCAGCAGCGGCGGGAGGCGGGGCAGCUGGCAGGGCUGGGGGGGAACGGAGCGGCGAACGGCGUUGCGGGAGGUGUAGCAGGGGAGGCGGGGUUGAGGCAGGCGGCGAGUGGCGUGCUGGCGAGUCGGCUGUAUGAGGAGCGGCUGAAGCAGGCGCAGUUGGCCAGGGCGGAGAGCGGGGCGAGCAUGGACGAGGCGGCUCUCAGGCAGGAGAGCAAGGCGGACGUGCAUGCAGUCAUGUCGGGGCGGGCAGGAUCGGCCAUAUCUGACAAUGCACUCGCGUCCAUGGCACAAGGCAUAUCAUCAGCUGCCAGGUCCGCUCAGCUGCAGCAGAUGAAGGGCAACUGGCCCGCAGGCCUUUCGAUCGCACGUCUGUUCAACUCGCCCCAGUACCAGAUGCUCUCUCCCAUACAGCAGCAGCACCUGCUGCAGCAGGCACAGGCACAGGGCCUCAUCACCAGCGCAGGCGCGCUAGCAGGGCUAGCAGGCGCAGGGGGAGGCGCAGGGGGCGCAGCAGGGGGAGCAGCAGGGGCGGGGGCUGCAGGGGGAAUGCAAGGGGGAGGGGGAGCGGGAGCUGGGGCGGCGAGCGGUGGGGCGGGUUUGGGCGGCAAUCUGCCAGGGCGGGCGGCAGGAGGGACGUCCCUAGUGGGAUUCGGGGCGGGUAUGGCAACAGAAAUGGAAAAUCGGCAGCUGAGGCAGCUACUGAGUAAGGGGGUAGCUGGGAACCCUGCUGCUGCAGCUGCGAUGGCAGCAGCGGCAGCAGCGGGGGCGGGGGGGAAGGGAGGAGGGGAGGAGGGGGGUGGGUCGCCCAGUGUGGGGUCGCCUGCUGGCAUGCUGCCGUCCGGUGCUGCUGCUGCUGUGGCAGCCGCUGCUGCUCUCAGUCGAGGGGCGUCGCCUCAGGAGCAGCAGGAGAUGAUUCUCAAGCUGCAAGCUCAACGAGCGCGGGCCAUGGGUGCACAGGGCGCCAUGGGGGGCCUGAUGGGCGUUCAGGUGAAGCAGGAGCAGCUGCUGCUGCUGCAGCAACAUCAGCAGCUGCUACUGCAGCAGCAGCAGCAGCAGCAGCAGCAGCAGCAACAGCAACAGCAGCAGCAGCAACAGCAACAACAGCAACAGCAGCAGCAGCAGGUGAUGGGGGCGCCUGGGCAGCACAUGCAGCAGGAGGGGCAUCAGGGGGGGAUGGGACGGCAGGGCAGCAUAGGCGGACCAGCGAGAGCAGCAGGGCAGCAGCAGCAGGGGCAGGGACAGGGACAGGGACAGGGACAGGGACAGGGACAGGGGCAGGGGCAGGGGGGACAGGGAGGGGCACAGGGGGGGAUGCAGGGGCAGCAAGAGCAGCAGCAGCAGCAGAUGGGUGUGCCUGCAGAGGGGCCAGGGGGGAAGGUUGGGGCGAAAGAGGAAGCAGCCCGCUUUGGCAUGGAAGGGACGCUCUCAGGGGAGCCGUCCCCAGGGAACCAACUGGUGGAGUUGGAGCGGUUUGGGGUGGGGGACGAUGGGUCGCUGGACGACAAUGUGGACUCGUUCCUGUCCACUGAUGAUGGGGAUGGCCGCGAGCCGCUGUUCUGCACCGGCAAGCGCAGCAGCAUGGGCAGCAUGGACGGGAAAGGUUUCUCCUUCACGGAGUAUGGGUGUCUGAGGGCCAGCUCCACCAAGGUCGUGUGCUGCCACUUCUCCCAGGAUGGCAAGCUGCUCGCCAGUGCUGGGCAUGAUAAGACGGCUGUGCUGUGGGAGAUGGAUUCGCUCUCAAUGCGGGCAACCCUGGAGGGCCACUCGCUGCUCAUCACCGACGUGCGGUUCAGCCCCAGCCUGCCACGUGUCGCCACGUCAUCGUUUGACAAGACUGUGCGCGUGUGGGACAUUGACAAUCCGGCCUUCCCCCUGCGCACGCUAGCGGGUCACAUGACAUCUGUGGUCUCGUUGGACUUCCACCCCGAGGACGAGGACCUUCUGUGCUCCUGCGACGCUGACGGGGAGAUUCGCUACUGGAGUGUCAAUCAGGAGAUGUGCACCCGGGUGUUCAAGGGCGCUACCACGCAGGUGCGCUUUCAGCCGCGCAUGGGGCGGCUACUGGCAGCAGCGGCUGAGUCGGUAGUCUCGAUAUUCGACGUCGAGACAGAGGCCUGCCUGCGCACGCUCGAGCAACGGCACAGCAAACCAGUGCACUCGGUCUGUUGGGACGCCACAGGCGAGUUCAUAGCCUCGGUCUCAGAGGACGCAGUGCGAGUGUAUGCGCUGGGGCCGGGCAACGGGGGCGAGUGUGUGCAUGAGCUGGUCAGCAGUGGCAACAAGUUUCACUCAUGCACCUUCCACCCCAAGUACCCCUCGCUGCUCGUCAUCGGCUGCUAUCAGCUAUGGAGCAUGGUGGAGAACAAGAGCAUGAUCAUGCAAGGGAGGCCUAGCACAUGCAUAGUCAGCCUUUGA
Messenger RNA from Closterium sp. Naga37s-1, 3048 nucleotides. NCBI's taxonomy places the organism in Eukaryota, Viridiplantae, Streptophyta, Zygnematophyceae, Desmidiales, Closteriaceae. The record is from the annotation of a GenBank genome assembly.